This is a messenger RNA of Paramuricea clavata, 618 nucleotides long. The record is from the annotation of a GenBank genome assembly. NCBI's taxonomy places the organism in Eukaryota, Metazoa, Cnidaria, Anthozoa, Malacalcyonacea, Plexauridae.
GUGACAUUUCCAUUGGACAUUACCAAAACUCGUCUUCAAAUACAAGGCGAAAAGGCUUCGUUAGUUUCAGGAGCAAAAGUUCAGCCUUACAGAGGAAUGGUAAAGACUGCCUAUGGCAUUGGUAUGAUUGAUUUAAAUUCCGAUAUGUGUGAAUAGGUUUUAAAUGACUAUACUCGGUUACUAUUUAUUUUAUUUUAGUGCUAACAUAAUUCUCUUUCAGCAAAGGAAGAAGGAUUUUUGUCGUUAUGGCGAGGAAUAACACCAGCUGUUCUUCGACAUUUAGGUGGGUUAUGGAGAAGGGAGGCUCAGCUGCAGUGCUAAGCAAAUUGGAAUCUCUUCCAGUUGGCAAAACAUGAAUUAGAUAUGAAGAAAUGAAAACAAAAUAUUUGAGUAAAACUUUUGAAAAGUGAAAAUUUUCGGUUAACACCCUCCCCCAUUAAAAUAGGGCUACCGCCGUCCCUGGGGAGGCUUUUCUGCAGAAGAUUAUAUGGCUUUGUAUGAAUUUGGUGGCAUAUUGUACAUUGUUUAGUGUAUUCUGGUUCUCGGAUGGGAGCUUAUGAAGUAAUUCGUGAGAAAGUUCUGCUGAGAAAUAAGGAUGGAUCUUUUCCACUGUGGUAA